Molecule: messenger RNA, 2030 nt
Organism: Gambusia affinis (western mosquitofish)
Lineage: Eukaryota; Metazoa; Chordata; Actinopteri; Cyprinodontiformes; Poeciliidae
Gene: rab19
Product: ras-related protein Rab-19
Exons: 6
Coding region: 932-1630 (232 amino acids)
Cellular component (GO): trans-Golgi network
Molecular function (GO): GTPase activity; GTP binding
Source: RefSeq, a predicted model, not a curated record
UUUAUUCUGAAUUGAUCAUGGUAAAAUGCUGUUGUAUGUUUUGGCUGAUGUGUUUUGCUCUCUGUGCCUGCUGUCACCUGCUGUGGAAUGUGUUAUUUGACAGCAGUCAGACAGGGGGUCCUUAAUGUAGGACAUUUCUAAAAACUAAUGAGAAGUUUUGGGUUUUAUAACAGACUGUGUCUAUUAUGUAAGCCACAGAAUUAGUUUUAUGUUUGCACAUACUUGAUUUACAGUGAGCCCUCAAUGUAAAAUGUAUCUUGGAUAAACUGUAAUAUAUGUAAAAUGCCUUUUAGAAGUAUUCAUGCUUUAUAAACCUUUGACUAUUUUUUUUUGGAAGGAGUUUAUGAUAAAUCAACACAAAGUGAUGCACAGUUGUGAACUAAAAGUGAAACAAUAUAUAUUGGGUUUUUUUGUUCCUGUCUUUUUUGUUUUUUAGAUUUUUAUUUUAAAAUAAAAGUGUGGCAAGUCCUCUUGUUAAUAGAAAAUACAGCUGAAAGUCUUUUGGACAUCUUUGAAUAGACAAAUUUUAACCAUUCUAUCAAAAAUGGCUAAGGGUCAGUCAAACUGGAUGGAGAGAGUUGCUGAACAUUCAUUUUCAAGUCUUGCCUCAGAAAGAUUUCAAUUGAAAUAUAGGCAAUAAAAAGAGUUUCCAUCUGUUUUCAUCUGAUCAGAGCUCCUUUUUACACGUCUUUGCUGUACAUGACCUCAUAUGACUUUUUUUCCAACAGCUGCUUUCUUGUUGCCACCUCUCCAAAAGUACAAAAUCUGUAAUAGCUGUCCUGUCAUCAGAGUUUUGGAUCUCUGCAGCUCAUCCUGAGUUAAUAUGGAUGACUUCUGAAGGCAAUUGGUCUGGACUUUGUUUGAGGAUAUCAGAGUAAAGGAGGUAUCGUGACCUCUUUAUAGACCUUGAGCAGAAAACCAAUAUCCCAAGAUGCAGUGGUGCAAGUGGGCUGGAAGCUGGAGGUCACAUUUGCCAAGACAGUCUGCCGAAUCAGACGUUGAAGACUCCUUUGACUUUCUUUUUAAAAUCAUCCUGGUCGGGGACUCAGAUGUUGGAAAGACCUGCAUGGUGCAGAGGUUCAAGUCGGGUUUAUUCAUUGAGAAGCAACAGAACACCAUUGGGGUUGACUUCACCGUUCGAACACUGGACAUUGAUGGAAAAAAGGUGAAGAUGCAGGUGUGGGACACAGCCGGACAGGAGCGUUUCCGCACCAUAACACAGAGCUACUACCGCAGUGCACAUGGAGCCAUGGUGGCCUACGACAUCAGCCGCCGCAGCACAUUUGAAUCUGUUCCCCACUGGAUCAGGGAGGUGGAGCAGUACGGAGCAGCCAGCGUGGUAGUGAUACUUGUUGGUAACAAGUCGGACCUCCAUGCUCAGAGACAGGUGCUGUUUGAAGACGCGUGCACUCUGGCUGAAAAGAACAGCCUGCUGGCUGCUCUGGAGACGUCGGCAAAGGAGGCCCAGAACAUAGAGGCUGCCUUCAUCCUCAUGGCUCGGGAGCUGCUGGCACGCAACGGCAUGACCAUCACAGAUCAGAACUCUCAUUGCUCUCCCCAGUUCAUGCUGAGUGACUGCUCUCACCCAAUUCAAGCCUCUGUUUCUGACGAUAAAAAGUGCGGCUGCUGAACAACCUGAGUCAGAUUUAGCAUUUGAUACAAAUUUGAAGAUGGCCUAAUGGAUUGGUUGUUCAACCAGGAAAGAACCUUCUUUAAAGACAAUGUUUAGAUGUUUGGUUUAGGUUGUGAGACAAAGAUUUUAUACAUUUUCUUGUCAUAGUAUUUAUGAAUAUUAUUGGGAUCUUUAACAGGUUUGUAAUAUUCUUCUGGGGAGUUUUGACAAUAAGUCACGCCUUUGCCAGAGGACUUUGUACUAAGACCUCUACACAGUAAACACAAUUUUCACUCUACAUUUAGCUUCCUUUAUCUUUUUAAUUGCUCCUUUACAAAAUAUUGCUUUUACAGUACACUACAAAGUACCAGUCUGCAAGUUUCCAUCACUUUUAAAUCUUCAUUACAGAACAGGUGCA